Physeter macrocephalus (sperm whale) is the source of this 1906-nucleotide messenger RNA. RefSeq names its product cytochrome b reductase 1 (gene CYBRD1). The coding region runs from base 273 to 1130 and encodes 285 amino acids. The record is from RefSeq and is a predicted model, not a curated record. Gene Ontology annotation, cellular component: lysosomal membrane. The transcript has 4 exons. Gene Ontology annotation, molecular function: oxidoreductase activity. NCBI's taxonomy places the organism in Eukaryota, Metazoa, Chordata, Mammalia, Artiodactyla, Physeteridae.
CGCCGGGCCAGGAGCGGCCCCCCAGCAGCGAGAGCCCUGGGCGGCCACUAGAGCCCGAGGGUGGGGCUAGUCUCGGAGCACCGGCCAGCUGUCCGCCCCCUAGAGGCCCCGCCUCCCAGCCAGGCAAGCGAGAAAACCCCUCCCCCGGGCGGAGACAGCUCCUAGAAGUCGACGCCGCGUCCCGCCGCUGUGCCAAGUACCCAGAGGCCGCCGCCGCCGCCGCCGCUUCGCGGAGUUCCUGUGGCUACCACCGCGCGGAGCAUGGGGCGCUAAUGGCCAUGGAGGGCUACAGGGGCUUCUUGGGGCUGCUGGUGUCGGCGCUGCUCGUCGGCUUCCUGUCUGUGAUCUUCACCCUCAUUUGGGUCCUCCACUACCGGGAGGGGCUCGGCUGGGACGGGACCGCGCUCGAGUUUAACUGGCACCCUGUGCUCGUGGUCACCGGCUUCGUCUUCAUCCAGGGCAUCGCCAUCAUCGUAUACAGACUGCCAUGGACCUGGAAAUGCAGCAAGCUCCUGAUGAAAUCCAUCCAUGCAGGGUUAAACGCUGUUGCUGCCAUUCUUGCAAUUAUUUCUCUGGUGGCUGUUUUUGAUUUCCACAAUGCCAGGAACAUCCCCAAUAUGUAUAGUCUGCACAGCUGGGUUGGACUGACAGCUGUCAUUCUCUACAUCUUACAGCUUCUCCUAGGUUUUUUGGUCUUUCUGCUUCCUUGGGCUCCACUUUCUCUCCGAGCACUUCUCAUGCCCAUACAUGUUUAUUCUGGACUUCUCGUCUUUGGAACAGUGAUUGCAACAGUACUUAUGGGAGUGACGGAGAAACUGAUUUUUUCCCUGAAAAAUCCUGCAUACAGUACAUUCCCACCAGAAGGUGUUUUCACAAAUACCCUCGGCCUUCUGAUUCUGGUGUUUGGGGCUCUCAUUUUUUGGAUAGUCACCAGACCACAAUGGAAACGUCCUAAAGAACCAAAUUCUGUCCUUCUUCAGCCAAACGGAGGCGCUCCAGAGGGAAUGGAAGGUUCCAUGGCAGUGAACUUUGGCAAUAUGGACAAAUCAGAUUCAGAGUUAAACAGUGAAGCAGCAGCAAGGAAAAGAAACAUCACCCUUGAUGAGGCUGGACAGAGAUCCACCAUGUAAACUGGGCUAGAGAUGUAGCCAUAUAACUUCCAUUAGUUCUACAGUUUAGCUUCUCUUAUUUAGCCGUAAGAUGAUUGAGCUCCACAGACUCAAUAUUUAUUCUAAUCAUAAAGUAGGAUUUCUUGAAAGCGUUUGUAUUGAUUGAGGCCUAUGAACUUACCUGAAUUGGAAAGGAGAUGAUCAAUGUAAAUAACAGCAGGUGUAAAUUGUGGUUAUAUUACCUUGUUCUUGUUGAGGACCAAAGCAUUUAGCACAGUGCCUUGCAUAGAACAAAUGAUGAAAAUGUAUCUGUCGGUUGGUAAAUUUGAUAAACUGGCAGCUUCCCUGGCCUCUUGUCAUUCAGUCAUUCUCUGUUAAUUCUGGGAGUCCAGUUGCAAAGUUUUGGAAUCAGAUCAUGAAUAUGUGGGACAGGAUUAAUGCUACACAGAUGUCAUGACUAGAGCACAGAAAAAAAUUUAGGAAAGUAACUGGUUCCCUUUUCCCUGUGCCUACCCUUUGCUCCCUCCCCAGCUGUUUUAUCCUUAGAUUGGCCCUGGAGACCAGGGUUUAUAUUAGGGCAUUUUGGAGCAGUGAUAGGGCUGUAGGUAGCUGAAGAUCUUGCCUGGUCGGACCUGGAAGUUUUUCUGAAACUGACUUAAUCCCAAGGCUUCCUUGGGUUUGUUAUACUUUAUGAUCCAGAUUCUAAACUUAAUUAGGAUGAGAAUAUGCCUGAAUGCUUAAGCAGUAUAAACUACUCCACAAACCUUAAAGAGCACUUUUCCCAAAGUUUCUGGUUU